This is a messenger RNA of Theobroma cacao (cacao), 699 nucleotides long. RefSeq lists its product as uncharacterized. The record is from RefSeq and is a predicted model, not a curated record. Lineage: Eukaryota; Viridiplantae; Streptophyta; Magnoliopsida; Malvales; Malvaceae. Gene Ontology annotation, cellular component: ribosome. Gene Ontology annotation, molecular function: 5S rRNA binding; structural constituent of ribosome. Gene Ontology annotation, biological process: translation.
UCCCUGGGUAAGAAACAAAGGAAGGAAAAAUGGCGUCCGUAAUAUCUUCCUCAUCGGCUUUACCAACGCGGUCCCUCGACUCAUUCCCGACUCACUCAGAACGCGCCAACAAACUCACUUCUCUCUCGUGGGUCUCUUCAUUUCCCAGUAUCAACAUCUCCAUUAACUCGUUCACACUCCCUCCUGCUCCCUCUCUGAACAAGGGUUCUUUUGUUCAAGCUGCCUGGACCAGGAGAUCCCGUGGUGAAGCUGCAAAGCAACCCAACCGGAAAUCAUGGAAACAAAGGACCGAUAUGUAUAUGAGGCCAUUUUUACUAAAUGUUUUCUUUUCAAAGAAAUUUAUUCAUGCAAAAGUGAUGCAUCGGGGCACAAGUAAAGUAAUAUCAGUUGCUACCACUAACGCCAAGGAUCUUAGAAACAUUUUGCCAUCACUCACAGAUCAUAAUGCAUGCAGAAUAAUAGGGAAACUUAUUGCUGAACGAUCAAAGGACGCUGAUGUCUAUGCAAUGUCUUAUGAGCCUAGAAAAGGUGAGCGGAUUGAAGGUAAGCUAGGAAUAGUUCUUGAUACCAUUAAGGAGAAUGGAAUCAUAUUUGUAUGAGCCAACCACACAUUGCUGUAACAAAUUAAUCUGUUGUAAUUUGUAAAUUAAACCAUGGAAAUGCAAUCAAUAUUUAGAACAUACUUUGCUUUGAGCUUUA